Molecule: messenger RNA, 2340 nt
Organism: Funneliformis mosseae
Lineage: Eukaryota; Fungi; Glomeromycota; Glomeromycetes; Glomerales; Glomeraceae
Source: the annotation of a GenBank genome assembly
AUGUCGUUUAUUGGAAGUACCGAACCUCCUAAUCAAUUAGAUAAAGAAAUCUCUGUGGUUGACUUGGUCGCAUCCCAUGACUGGUCCUCUACUCCAUUGGGUCCUAUGGAAACAUGGGAUUCUACUCUCAAAUCCACUGUGAAUUUAUGUCUACACUCAGUUUUUCCGAUAGCGAUAUACUAUGGUCCCGAGUUCGUCUCUAUAUAUAACCAAAGUAACGUCAUUAUCAAGUUGACUCAUCUUGUUAAAUUUUCCGAGUUAAUUAAUUUCAUAAUUUCGUUCUUAAAUAUUCCCAUUCCAUAUAGUGUGGAGACCGAUAUUAAAAAUGAAACAUCCUCAAGGUUGGUCCUUGCAUUGGGUAAGCCAUUCAAAGAAGUGUGGCCAGAAACCCAUCAUACAACCGAACCGAUAUUUAAUGAAGUAAUGGCUACACGCAAAGGGAGAUUUGAAAAUGAUAUGCUUUUUGUAACUGAUAGAGAUGGUUACGUUGAAGAGACAUAUGCUUCAUUCACAUUAAGUCCAAUCUUUAAAGAAGAUGGAUCAAUGGGUGGUAUAUUAAACGCAAGUCAAGAGACUACACAGAGAGUCUUGGCAAAUAGGCGACUCAAAGCUCUGACGGAGUUAGGCAAUAAGACUCCAGGAGCGAAAUCAGUUAAGGAUGCAUGUCAUUUAAUAACACAAACAAUACGCAACAAUAAUGCCGAUAUGCCUUAUGCCUUAAUUUAUCUUAUAGAAAAUCAUUCCGCAACUUCAAACACACCCUCAACUGAUACUCCGAAAGCCCAUUUAGUUGCCACAACAUUCGACGAAGGUUUAGAUCUUCAAAAAGUUGAUGGAUUUGAUGAAAUAUGUGUUGCACAAGAUAAAUUAAGGCGUUUUUUACCGGACUUUUUGUUGGAUACUGAAGAAAUAGUUGACUUGGCAAAUGUUACUGAUGAGAUUGACGAAUUAAUAAAAAGUGAUGGCAAUAUAAUAAAGUCUACUGUUUAUAUUAAACCGGGCAAAUCAAAUGCUUUAUCGUCUGGUUUGGAUAAUGAUCCAAAGUUUUGUACGCUGUUCGAAACUGGAGAGAAAAUUAUCACUAGUCCAGAUUUCUCUUCAAGUUGGCCUUUACAAUAUGUUGCAAGAACAAAUUUACAUAUCACCGUGACAUUGAAAGAUUAUACGCAUGCUGUGUUGUUUCCGGUGAAAAAUACAACAGGUGAUUUGACUGCUAUCAUUAUUAUUGGAAUUAAUAAACAGAGAGCGCUUGAUAAAGAAUAUAUGGAAUUCUUGCACCUCGUAAUAGGUCAAGUAAGUGCAAGUCUUUCGCAUGGUAGAUUUAGAGAAGAGGAACGUAAACAAGCUGAGAUGCUUGCAAGUCUGAAUGAUCAAAAAAUCUUAUUCUUUCAAAACAUUUCUCACGAAUUACCACCGCUUACACUCAUGUUAUCUCCACUCGAAGAAGUGUUGGAAGAGUGCCCUCGUGAUGCACCCAUGUAUUCGCAUUUGUGUAUGAUACAACGAAAUACGAGACGUCUGCUCAGAUUAGUCAAUACGUUGUUACAGUUUUCACGUAUUGAAUCUGAUAAAAUAGAAGCAAACUAUCAUGAAGUUGAUAUUGGACAAUUAACAUCGGAAUUAGCGGCUAAUUUUGAAAGUAUGGCUAAAUUAUUUAAAUUGGAGUAUCGAGUGGAAAUACCCGAUAAUUUUGAUAGUAGGUUGGAAAAAAAAGUUUUUGUCGACUUGGAAAUGUAUGAAAAAAUAAUCUUCAAUUUAUGUUCGAAUGCUUUCAAACACACAUGGAAUGGUAGUAUCACUUUAAGAUUAGAUGCUGAUAGGAAGGACAAUAAAGAAGUUGUCGUACUGGAAGUUACUGAUACGGGGGUAGGAAUUUCUGAAGAAGAAAUUCCAAACCUAUUCCAAAGAUUUUAUCGAAUAAAAUCACGUCAAUCUCGUUGUCACGAAGGAACUGGUAUAGGAUUAGCAUUGGUAAAAGAACUUACUUCACUUCAUGGGGGCGACAUCUCGUGCACGUCGGUUUUAGAUCGAGGUACAACAUUCAAGAUAUGUCUUCCAACCGGACAUGAACAUUUGGAAUUGAUCUUGGAGAGUAAAGAAAAAUAUUUUCCUCAUACCAUUGAAGAUCCUAUCCCUUUGAUUAACUCGAAGCAUGUAGUGUUGUUGGUCGAUGAUAAUGCUGACAUGCGAAAUUAUCUUAUUGGAUUGUUGCAAAAAGAAUAUACGGUUUAUAGCGCAUUCGAUGGACGUGACGCUCUCAGAUUAUUAAAAAGAUUAAAGUGUCCACCUGACUUAAUUCUGAGUGGUAUGAUAUUUUUCAAUCAAUGUUUUUCGUGUUAA